Molecule: messenger RNA, 858 nt
Organism: Triticum turgidum subsp. durum (durum wheat)
Lineage: Eukaryota; Viridiplantae; Streptophyta; Magnoliopsida; Poales; Poaceae
Source: the annotation of a GenBank genome assembly
AUGCCGCCGCCCCCUUCCCCCCACUCGCCUCUGCCGCCUCCUCUCCUUCCCCGCACCUCUGGCCUCCCCCCUCCUCCCUCCUCCUCCAUCCUCCCUCAUUCGUCAUCACGGCAGACCAUCUCCCGUCACUUGGGCCCCAUGCUGGCGGCCGGGUCGGGGUGGAGGCGCAGCAGGGUUGCAGGGGCCCUACGUGUACUACCUCUACAGCCAGUACGGGUUCGACAAGGGCGACAUCGGCCGCCUCUUCAUCGCCGGCUUCGGCUCCUCCAUGCUCUUCGGCACCAUCGUCGGGUCGCUCGCCGACAAGCAGGAAGUAAGAGGGCGUGCAUCACCUACUGCAUCACCUACAUCAUCAGCUGCAUCAUGAAGCACUCGCCGCAGUACAUGAUUCUGAUGAUUGGCCGUGUGCUUGGAGGCAUUGCAAUAUCGCUGCUCUUCUCGGCAUUCGAGUCGUGGCUCGUCGCGGAGCACAACAAGGGAGAGUUGACUGCUGUACAUGAGACCCAGGCGAAAAUGAGUGUGCUAGCGGAGGCUCCGGGGAUGCAGGGUGAUAGGGCCCAGUCUAUGCUCCGGUUGUGUUGUUGGGGAAGCUUCGGACGGGAUUUAGAUAAGGAAAAGGAGACCCGUGCGAAAUCGAGCGUCCUGGUGUUGGGACUGAUGAUCCGCACUUGUUGUCUAAAUGCAAAACAUGCGCAUUGCAGUGCUUUCUAUCAGUACCGACGACCACAAAUGGGAUGGAUCGAGCAACCAAGACUCAGAGUGUGGUUGACAGUGCGGCCUGCUCCCAACCCUGCAGGUGCCUUACUGUACCAUGCCGUCUCCUGCGUGCCAUGCCCCUCAAACCCAACCAUCAAAUGA